ACAACUUGACAUUUAACCUUUUCAAAAUGAGAUAGAGAUAAAAUUUCUUCGUGAUAACAAAUUCGAAAUAAUGAAUUUAUCUUUAAAAAAGUAGUAAAGUCCAAAUCAGUAAUUUAUAGCUAUGAUGUAUCCCGAUAGAAAUCGAUCCAGUUAGCAGCUAGUUAAUAAUAAUAUCCCGAAAAAAGUAUGAUUUUCAGUAUGGCAAAAUGUAUUUUUCGAUUGGGUCCUAGGGAAUAUGUAAAACAAAGGAUCAAAUUACCUAUAAUUAAGUUUAUUCAUGAUAGUGUAAGUUUGUAUAAAACCAGAACAAAGAAUGGAGUGCAUAAUUUAAGAGAUAUAUUGUUGAGAGGAGCUAUAAUAGCUUUUAUUACAUCUUUAUUAGUUUGGUUAUCAAUAUUUAUGUACUUAGCUUUCUACUAUGUGUAUGUACCUACUUUAAGGCACGAAAGACCUGUUCAUUUGAAGUUUAAGCCAUGUGGAACUACUUACGACCAUCAGUUAGAGAAGGGGAUGUGUAGUUUUCCUUCUGCAUAUGUUCAGUUAACUUCUAGGCAGCAGUUAUUGAUGAUGGGACAACCUUAUAGAAUAUCACUAGAUUUAGAGAUGCCUGAAUCUCCAGUGAAUAAGGAAUUAGGAAUGUUUAUGGUUUGUGUAGAUUUUAAGUCAAGUGAGGGCAAAACCAUAGCAAACUCAUGCAGAUCUACGAUGUUACAUUAUAGAAGCCUGCUUUUAGAUUCGUUGUACAAAUUAUUUUAUAUACCGUUUUUUAUAUUCGGUUCUACAGAGGAGAAGCAGAAUAUACAUGUGGAACUUUUUUCAGAUUAUAAAGAAUCAGAGUAUGAACCUGUCACGGAUAUUUUUAUCGAAAUUCAGACAAAGCAUAUUGAAAUUUACUCUGCGAAAUUUUCAGUUAAUGCGGAGUUUUCAGGCCUGAGAUAUGUCAUGUUUAACUAUCCAGUAUUAUCAGCUACUUUUGGAAUAUCAUCAAAUUUAUUCUUUAUUGCUUUGGUAUGUUUGAUUAAUUGGUAUCAGAUUAUCAAUUCAGAUGAAUAUUUGCAGUAUGUAGAGUCCCAAAAAACUGUAUUAAAUUUAAAUAAUGAAGAAGAAUAUAACACUGAUUCUGAUUCAUCUGAAGGAAGUUACCUAAUCACUGGAGUAAGAAAACGAAGACAAAAGAUAGAAGAAAUUCCAGGCAACUUAAACUAUAACUAGACCAAAGAAUUUCCCCUUUUUUACCAUUUUUACCUGUUUUUAUACACAAAUAAACCAACGUUAAACUUUAUAAAUAUAUAUUUUAUUGUAAAAUACAGUUCAAGUAGAUUGAUAAACUUAACUUUUAUGUUGAAAAAAAGAUAAUGUGAACCAUGAAAAACAUCAACAGUAAAAAAAAUGGUUGCUUUAUUAUUAAAAUGUUAUUCUUACUGGAAGGUAGUUUUUUGUAGGAUUUUAGAAAACAGAACAAAUAUAUAUAUAAAACAGUUUACAA
Molecule: messenger RNA, 1486 nt
Organism: Sitophilus oryzae (rice weevil)
Lineage: Eukaryota; Metazoa; Arthropoda; Insecta; Coleoptera; Curculionidae
Gene: Seipin
Product: seipin
Exons: 6
Coding region: 187-1212 (341 amino acids)
Biological process (GO): lipid storage; lipid droplet organization
Cellular component (GO): endoplasmic reticulum membrane
Source: RefSeq, a predicted model, not a curated record